This is a messenger RNA of Colius striatus (speckled mousebird), 681 nucleotides long. RefSeq names its product leucine-rich repeat-containing protein 14-like. Gene Ontology annotation, cellular component: cytoplasm. Lineage: Eukaryota; Metazoa; Chordata; Aves; Coliiformes; Coliidae. Bases 1 to 681 code for a protein of 226 amino acids. The transcript has 3 exons. The record is from RefSeq and is a predicted model, not a curated record.
AUGUCGGAGAUCCUGCUGGGUGCCCUAUUGCUACGCGCCUAUUGCUGCGCGCCACCCUCCGCUCGCCCUGCGCCCCCCUGCGCCUGCUCUGCCGCGACUUCCACGCCGAGGAGCUCUCCGUCUCCACCGUCGUCUCCCUGCUGGACUCCCUGGAGCCUGCCGCCGUCCGCAGAGUUGUUUCACGCUUCAACAACCUGGGGCUGGCGGGGCUGUGCGCAGUGCUGCCUCACCUCGGCCGCUUCCCCGCGCUGCGCAGCCUCAAGCUGCCCUACAGCAACGUGGACGUGCGCCGCACAGCCCCCGGGCACGGACGCCGGCAUCCGCUGCUUGGCCGCUCACCUCCGGGCCUUGCCUGCCCUCAAGGAACUCGAUUUGUACUCCUCCAGGCUUUCUGGGAGACUCAGGCAGCUCCUGGGCGGGCUGCAGACUCCCCUGGAGAGUCUGGCGCUGGCCUUCUGCUGCCUGCUCCCCUCCGACCUCAUCUUCCUGUCCUCGAGCCUCCACGCGCCCUCCCUGCUCCAGCUGGACCUGAGCGGCCACAACUUCACGUCCCCCAGACUCCUGCAACCCUUGCGGACGCUGCUGGAAGCCGCUUCGUGCUCGCUGCUGCAGCUGGAGAUGCUGGAGUGUCAGCUGGGGGACGCGGAGCUGGAGCUGCUGCUGCCGGCGCUGCGCCGCUGA